AUGCGAAAGUCUGUCUACCCCCCGGAGCCCCGGCCCGCGGCGCCCCCCGCGCCCUCAGAGCGGGUCGCCAUCAACGUCAACCUCGACCGCACCAAAUCCGAAGACCACGCCGAACCUGACCUCUGUUACGUGCGCAACUCCUCAUUCCUGAGUCGCGACAUCGAAGCCAAAACCAAAGCCGACCCCCGAAAAACAAAGCCAGACUCGCCCCCCAUCAGAUCACCCCCGAAAAAAGUGCUCUCCCCUCCGGCCAAACCAGAUUCACCCCCCAAAUCUUUACCAGCGAAAGCUUCGCCCCCUAAGGCAAUCCCGCCGAAAAAAGCUGAUGUAAUUUCCCCUCCGAAAAGAACCGUCUCCGUCGCUCCGCCCCCUAGAAGCAUCGUAACAUCCCCUCCGAGCUGCGACACGUCUUCCACCCCUAAAGUGGAAUUCCCUCUGAAAAAAGAAUCCCCCCCGCCCCCAAAGAAUCAGGUCACCUCUUCGCCGGUGUCUAACGUCAAACUGAACAGAUCCGACUCGAAAGGAGAGGAAAGUCAACCAUUGAAGGUCGCGAGAAAGGAAACGCCAUUUGUUAAAGAAACCAUAGUGAAACACGAGAAAUUGUCUCUGGUCAAUGAGGAUGUUGCCAAAUCGGGGAGUAAAGAUGGUGAGAGUGACAAAACGGUUAAUAAUGUCGAGAAGAAGUGUGAGGAGUCGAACGGUGUCGGAGAUAAGAUAAAGAAGUUUGAAAAGGCGGCUGAAGAUGCCAGUGCGAAUGUGAGUGUGGGGAGAGUGUCGCGGCCGGGGUCCGUGCGGCGGGGGAGGGCGGAGCGGCCGCAGCAGCUGCCGCCCGCCGCCGCCCCCGCCCCCGCCGCCGCCCCCGCCCCCGCCGCCGCCCCCGCCGCCGUCGUCGCCUUCAAGGACUCCGUACACUUCGACCUGCCGCCCGAACGGACCUCCGCUCAGCCCGUUAACGUGCAACAGCAAAACCUUAGCAAAAAUGGCUGCGGACACCCUAAUCCCGCCGCUGUGAAAUGGCAACGAAGCGAAAGCAGUUCGAUAGAGGUGGACAAAAUAAAACCAGAACCGCAGAAGAUCAUAAAACCGGAAUUCAAACCGAUGCCGUCUCCGGUCGAUGUCACUAUUCGGUCCCCCAGUCUCGGCGCCAAAAUCCCGGAUCAGUUUCCGUCGCACGGCACCGCGUUCAGGAAUGUCGCCUCCCCGGACACGAACCGCGCGAAACUCAACGACGAUCUAAAUACUCAUAAUCUUAAGGCUUGUAAAUUGAAAAACAAAGAGAAGUACUCCGUCAGCAAGGGCUCCAGCUACUUCAUGCGGGGCUCCGAGGAGAUCUGGCUGGUGAAGAAGAAGGACAUAGAGGAGAUCGAGGAGAGGGUGCUGGACUCGUUCCGACGCGCAGGCGGGAACGUGUGCGCGCGGAGCGAGAGUGUGCGGCCGGCCAGCGACAGCGGACAGGCCGUCUCGUUCUCGCACGCCACCAUGGGGCGUCACAAGCGGCAGAUGUACGCGCGCAGCGAGUCCCUGGACCCGCAGCGCACGGGUGCGCGUGCGCAGACGCUGCGGCGCCAGGCGUCCGCGGCGUGCACGUGCGGACACGACAGGAAGCCCCGCGCGAAGCCCGCGGAGGCUCCGCCGCGUCCGCGCUCGCGCUCACACGGCGACGACAACAACCAGGCGCAUGUCCUCGAUAAAUACGAAACCCUCGUGUAA
This is a messenger RNA of Plodia interpunctella (Indianmeal moth), 1710 nucleotides long. Its product is annotated as serine/arginine repetitive matrix protein 1-like. Bases 1 to 1710 code for a protein of 569 amino acids. Lineage: Eukaryota; Metazoa; Arthropoda; Insecta; Lepidoptera; Pyralidae. The record is from RefSeq and is a predicted model, not a curated record. The transcript has 2 exons.